AUGGAUGAUGCUCGGAGGGCGCUACGAGCUGGUAUUGACAUGAAGCACAACAUUUCCGAAGAUCUGCCUCCUGUAUUUCAAUCAUCCACCGAAAAGAAGUACCAUUUGAACCCGUCGGAUAUCGAGGAGAUUCGCAGGCUUCGGCUCAGCGAUCCAAUGAUGUGGAGCCGCUGGAAACUGGCCAAACGAUUUGAUUGUUCCCCCGUGUUCGUUGCCAUGUGCAAUCGAGAUGGGGCACAAAACGUCGAAUGGCUAGAGAAGACCGCCAACUACGGAAAGAGUCUUGGGGGAGCACUGAAUAAGAGGGAGGGCGGACUCCUACACUCCUUAUACCUCCAGCUCUACAGUAUCCGCUGGUGUUCAUUAUAA
Messenger RNA from Aspergillus tanneri, 369 nucleotides. Its product is annotated as mitochondrial 54S ribosomal protein mL58. Gene Ontology annotation, molecular function: structural constituent of ribosome. The record is from RefSeq and is a predicted model, not a curated record. Gene Ontology annotation, cellular component: mitochondrial large ribosomal subunit. NCBI's taxonomy places the organism in Eukaryota, Fungi, Ascomycota, Eurotiomycetes, Eurotiales, Aspergillaceae. The transcript is spliced from 2 exons. The coding region runs from base 1 to 369 and encodes 122 amino acids.